AUGGCGGUCGGGGUCCACGUGCCCCUCCGUUUCUUACGAGCAGCGCUCAAGCGUGGAGUCGCAAUCCUCAAAGAGCACCUCCCCACGCAACCCCACACCACCUCAAAACUCGUCCUCGAACCUGCCCUCGCCCGCCUCCCCCGGCCCCAACCCGGCCCCGCACGCAUAAGGAUCAGCAUCCGCUCCUACACUACCACCACCCACAAGCCGCAGAAUGCCACCACGCACCUCCGCACCCCCGUCCGCCGCGGCCUAGUCAGGCACACCGCCACCACCCCCUUCGCAUCCACCCUCCGCCCCAAGCUCGUCGGCGGCGUCCUCCCCCGCUCAGCAAGCGGCUACUCCCUCGGCGGCUCCGCCCGCUACUUCUCUCACACCCCCGCGGCCCCCGCACAGGUCCUCCAACAGGUCUCUGCCGCCAUGCGCGCCUUCGUCUACAACGGCGCCAACAAGCGCCCCAACAACACCAAUGGCAAUAUCGGCGUCCGUGCCCGUCUCGCCAGCGCCGUCAUGGAGGGCGCGCCAGGCGCAUACGUCGACUUCCACCUCGCGCCAACCUUCACCCGCCUCUCCCCACUCAACAAGAGUGGUAACAGCCUCCAGGCCGCCGGGUUCGUCGACACCCUCGGUGCCGACUUUGGCGCCAUGGUUGGUGGCAUCACGGCCGUGUAUGCGGACGUGCAGAGACUUGCGCAGUUGGGCGAUCUGCCCGUGACUGUUGCGGGCCCUGCGGGCGAUGUGUUGAGGGUGCAUUUCAAGGGGUGUGAUAGCGAGUUUGUGGAGCGGAUAUGCAACGACUUUGGCGUCUUGAGGGGCGUGGUGCAUGAGGAUGAGAGGUUCGCGUUCUCGCCCGUCGAGGCGUAUCCGAUUGGCAACAGCUGGAGGGAUAUGCUGAGCGAUGACCCGCCGGAGGAGUCGGCGUACUCGGAGGAUGGGUAUGAUGACGACGAUAUUGGGCUGGUCUCGGGCAGCGAGAGUGGAGGAGGGAGCGAGUACUUUUAUGAGCUCGAGAGAGGCGUCGUCGUGGGCACGCCUGAUGCGUCGGCGUUUGAGGAUGGGGGGAGCUCCGGGUACGAUGAGUAUGAAGCGGGAAUCUUGCGGUUCCUGGCGGACCAUGAUGAGUAUAGGAGCGUGAGCUUGUAG
Messenger RNA from Morchella importuna, 1143 nucleotides. RefSeq lists its product as uncharacterized. Gene Ontology annotation, biological process: proteasome assembly. Lineage: Eukaryota; Fungi; Ascomycota; Pezizomycetes; Pezizales; Morchellaceae. Gene Ontology annotation, molecular function: proteasome binding. The transcript has 2 exons. The record is from RefSeq and is a predicted model, not a curated record. Bases 1 to 1143 code for a protein of 380 amino acids.